Molecule: messenger RNA, 2726 nt
Organism: Synchiropus splendidus (mandarinfish)
Lineage: Eukaryota; Metazoa; Chordata; Actinopteri; Syngnathiformes; Callionymidae
Product: cyclin-dependent kinase 5 activator 1-like
Exons: 1
Coding region: 209-1045 (278 amino acids)
Biological process (GO): activation of protein kinase activity; brain development; positive regulation of cyclin-dependent protein serine/threonine kinase activity
Cellular component (GO): protein kinase 5 complex; cytoplasm
Molecular function (GO): cyclin-dependent protein serine/threonine kinase activator activity; protein kinase binding
Source: RefSeq, a predicted model, not a curated record
GUGGUUUUCCUCGCUGGUUCGCUCGGAGUGGUGAUUUACAGCACAAGUCGUGUGCAAGACGCCAUCCAGCCUCAGCGUCUGCAGGAACCCAGCUCUGCUCCCGCGUCUCCACUGCUGCGGCCACUGCGUAAAUGGAGCUGGCAAUCUCAUGACUCCCUUUCCUCCGCGUCCAGUCAGUUGAAUUCCCGGGGUAUUGUCCGCUGCAGACAUGGGCACCGUCCUCUCCAUCUCUCCUGCGACGAAGAAGGCGAUAGAGGCGGAGGUGACGGGAUGCGCACCCAAAAAUGACAAGAGCCUCAAGCGACACUCCAUGUUCGUGUCCCUGUCCUGGAAGAAGCUGGUGGCCAAUUCGGCCAAAAAGAGCGCUAAAAAGGUGACCCCUAACCCGCUGCCGAGCCUGCCCUCCAGCCAUGUGGAUCAUCUGAACAACGAGAACGUCAGGAAAACCGAGGAGAAGAAGCUGAAGGCGCCCAUCCCGGUCCCGGUGCCCACGGUGCCGACGCGCCUGUCCUCGGUGCAGAAACAGUCCAGUAGCGUAUCUCUGGUGUCACCCAGGCGGAUCGUGAUCCAGGCCUCCACCGGAGAGCUACUGCGCUGCUUGGGGGAUUUCAUGUGCCGCAGGUGCUACAAACUGAAGGAGCUCAACAGCGGGGAGGUGAUCCUGUGGUUCCGCAACAUCGACCGGACUCUGUUGCUGCAGGGCUGGCAGGACCAGGGCUUCAUCACCCCGGCUAACGUGGUCUUCGUCUACCUUCUGUGCGAGGACGCGAUCGAGGAGAGCAUCGACAAUCCUGCGGAGCUGCAGGGCACCUUCCAGACCUGCCUCUACCUGGCCUACUCCUACAUGGGCAACGAGAUCUCCUACCCGCUCAAGCCCUUCAUGAUCGAGGCCAACAAGGAGGUGUUUUGGGAGACGUCACUCGCCAUCAUAAGCAGGAUGAGCGCCAAGAUGCUGCAGCUUAAUGCGGACCCGCAUUUCUUCACCGAAGUCUUUCAGGACCUGAAGAACCAGCGAGACACCAGCGAGUCCAACCUGGACCGCUGACCCCACCGCAGCGUGGCUUUGGGAUUUCAUCGUCUGGCACCACCUGGUGUUUAGUCGGAAUGUACGGGGCCGACAGGCUCUGCUGGUGAACAUUUAGUCGACGGGGGGGAUUUCUAACUGCAUGCAGAUGAUACAGUAUAUGUCCUUUUUUUCUGUCCGCACGUCAUUGCUGCCCACGGUCCCCGCGGCGCUCGUGGGGAGAUUACGCGCGCUGAGGUGGAGCUAUCCAGGGUGCUGACCAGUUCAGCCAUUCACCCACGUCACACGAGUAGAUUUGAAUUUCCCUCAAGACUCUCGCUAAAAUCCGGGACUCCUGAUCCAGGGUCUGACCCAGUACUGUAAUUAAUUAAGACGUAUAAAUCUGGUGUACACGAAUGUGGAUUAUAUUUUAUGAGAAGGAUAUAUUUUUAAUGUUGUUUGGGGUUUCGAAGAGAGGCAUUAUAUAAAGAUGUUAAAUUAAAAUGCGAAAUAAAAAUAACAUAUUUAAUACCUGCAAAAAUCAUAUUAGAUAAAAAUCAUUAAGACAAAACUUUAAAGAGAUUUUUGAGGUAAUGAGGGAAUUUUUUAAAAAGAACAUAUAAAUAUAUAUGUCAUACCCUGGUGUUGGAAUAUUUCAAGGAGUGCGACGAGAAAAGAAAAUUAUAAUGGAAGUUAAUAAAUGCAAAGAAAGUAGUGCUGCGUAUUGAGAAAUAUAUAUUAAAUUAAAACAUACAUAUCUACAUAAUUCAUCCCAUGAUGGAUUGUUGGACGUCGAAGAAUGUAAUAUUUCUAUUUCACACUGACUUCAAAAGGACCCAGUGGACACGCAAAGACAGAGGGUCGUUGCACAACUGCAUUGCUGGAAGAAGAGGACCUAAGCAUCAUGUACAUUAGGGCUUUGCAAAGAGAUUCAAUGCAGUGUAUCACUAAGGCUUUAGAUAUGUAGGUGACGUAUGCAAGGAUUCGGGCAAGGUGUAUAUAUGGAAUACUGCAGCAGAAUUUCAAUUUCAUUUGUAAUCAUUUAACUCAUUGUACUGAGAGGAUUAGGUGUAUGGACGUUAUUUGGACAAUCUUAAGUGCCAACGGUUCUGUAUUUUUGGCCUAUUGAAAUACAGUUUACAUGUACAUAUUAUUUAUUUAUUUUAAUUUUCCUUAUUUAUGUUUUUCAUACAUCAGCCUGGUUGUAAUGCCGAGCAUGCACAGUGAGCUGUCAGCUUCUGUUUAGCCUUUUGCUACAGAUGAUUUGUGAAACUGUAAAUAUGUGUUCUUCAUUUGCACCUUCCUCUCUAUAAGCUAAAUGCUCCGAGUACAAUCAAACUCAAGCUUAUAGGGCCUUACCAGUAUCUUGGACAUGUUGUGUACCACCAUGUUGUGAACCCAUUGCUUGGAGUGGAAUGUAACGCUGCUUAUUUUGCACAUGUGAACAAACUGUUGAUGUUUCUGCACAGUGGUUUACAAAAGUGGACAUGUGCCGCUCAUUCUGCCCACGAUCUGGAGCGCUUACAUUUGCAGUCAUUUUCACGUUUGCUUUACAUUGAAUACAUGUCGACUUUUUGUACAGCUUUUUUUUUCAUGUUGGCAUCCACUUGUGUUAAAAGUGCAAUCGGUGUGUUGCCCGGACUGUAGAACACCACACUGUUUCGUGUCUACAUGUUGAUAAAUGGACACUUCUGUGGUCAUCAAGGUGAAAUAAAUCUUCAUA